UUUUGAAGUCUAUUUUUAUAAUUGAGUGGUCUCAGUUCGAGAGGAGAGAGUAAUCAUCCAAAAAUCGAUCUGGAACGAGCAGUGGUCUGUGAACUCGAGCUGUGAGAGUGCUGAGACUGUUUGGUUGAUAUCUCGAGUUUUACCAAUCCAAUUAAGGCGUGUGAGAUACCAAAAGAAAGGUCUCAAGACGAGGAAUCCGUGAAGGUCUGGUUUGCAUCAAUCGGAGUAGAGGAAGGCUUCCAAAUCGUCCGAGCAGAACGCGACCUCGCAGGGACGGAUUUACUCUUCUAAGAAACGAGUUAACCGGAAAACACCCGUUCUAGGGGCUGUUUUCGUAUCAACGAUUAAGGGUUGAACUAUCACUUGGAGGAGGCUGUUUAACACUCAUAUUUGAGCAAGGAAUCGGUUCCAAAUCCACCUUGACCAAAGCUUUGACCAUUGGACCAAGAAGGGAAAGUUUAAAGCUCAAUUGAGGUUGAGGCUAGAGCUUGCUUCCUGUGCUCGUUGCCCGAGUGAUUUCCCCGGAGAGAAGAUUUGGUUCGUGCUUCCUCCAUUCUGUUUUAGAACAUUAAUAAACAUGCUCAUGGAUAUUUUACUUUAGAGCCUGCGUGCUCAUGUUUGCCCUGUGUGGCCCUUUUGUUUUAAACAAUGUUUUCCGCUGCGUAUUGAAUUGCUUAUUAUGUAUGUUUAUGGAUGACUUAUGUGUGAAUGAUAUUCAUGACGCCUUGUAUAAUAUGAAUGUGUUGGACUGCGGUUGACUAUUCGUAUUGUACGGCGGGUUGUUGACGUGUCCGGAGAGGUCCGGGGCGUGACAAAAACCAUGGGGCCGAUUGGUGACAAAGUUGAAGAAGACAAAAGAGUUUGGAUCCCUGUUUCCAAAAAGAAAAAGGAGACACCCAUCUCACUUGCAACUCAGCCGAAGCCCACUCUCAACCAAGCACCAACAAAAGCUUUGAAGGAGGUUUUACCGAAGCCAAACCCACCAGUUAACUACCCCAAGAAUGGCAACAUUGGUUUUGAUGAACUGGGAGGCCGCUUGAUCAACAAUGUGCAUGAACUUAAAAGAGGGGAAGUAGUAACCCGAAUUGAUUAUGAUGAGAGGAAACGGAGAACAGUCUUUGCCAUGAAACCGGGUGAGGUUCCUAAGCAUCACAAGAUCGUAAGACUGGGAGAAGACCUUCGAAAAGUCAGUUUAGAACAAAGAGGCAUCUCCUUCACCCACGAAUGCCUUAGCAAACUUCCGGGGGUGACACCGAAUCCACACACUCAAUGGUAUGAUUUUAAACAUAAUGUUUUUUAUAAUUAUGUGGCCUCUUUUUUUUAUGUCACAACUAGGGACAAUAAGAAGUAUGCCAUGGAGAAGCAAAGAAGAAGGGAAGCGAGAGAGGCUAAAAUAGCAAAGAAUAAAGGGAAGGCAGUGGCGAACAAGGAGGAUGGUCACUCCUCCACCGACUCCGACUCUUAUGAAUUUUAAAACCGUUGUGUGGAACGUGAGAGGUUUGAAUAAACCCUCCAAACACUCUACUAUUUCGCGUUUUAUUAAUUUGAAUAAUGCAUGCUUGGUUUGUCUUUUGGAAACUAAAAUGAUUUUGAAUAAGUUUAAAAAUCUUGUUUCUAAUAAAUGGCCGUUUUGGUCAUAUGAAACGAAUUUUGACUUAAUUGAGGGUAGUCGUAUGGCGGUAAUGUGGGACCCUAACCUCUUGCAUUGCACUUUGCUUGAAUUAGAUCGGCAAUAUAUGCACUUUAAGUGUAUAUGCCGCACCACUCACUCCAUUUUCUUUGUGACUUUUGUGUAUCCCCUUUACACUGUUUUGGAGCGUAAGUGCCUCUGGGAACAUCUUGCUACUAUAGGGGACCAAAUUAAGGACCCUUGGUUUGUGGCGGGGGAUUUCAACUGCAUUUGCUCUCCUAACGAAAGGGUCGGCUCAAACCCCCCUACGGCUUACCUAAUGAAACACUUGUUAGAUUUUAAAAUUUGUGCUAGCCUUGAAGAUGCCCCCUCCACCGGAGAAUUCUUUACGUGGAACAAGGGCAAUCUUUGGGCUAAACUUGAUCGGGUGUUGAUCAAUGAUUCUUGGAACCAAUUAGGCAUUACCUGUAAGGCCCAUUUCGAAGAAAUGGAGGCUGAGUUUGACCACACGGCCACUGUGGUCUCUAUACUCAAUAGCACCUCUACCAGGCCGAGAGCUUUUAAAUUCUUUAAUAUGUGGACUCAGCAUCAUGCAUUUACUAACCUAGUUUUGCAGAACUGGAAUAUUACUAUCAUUGGUACGGCUCAAUACCGAAUUGUUAGGAAGCUUAAGUUGCUUAAACAGCCACUUAAGAACCUUAACAAACUUGAGUUUGGCCAUAUUUCUAGCAAAGCUAAGGUUGCCAAGGAAGAAUUCAAACGAUUGAACAGGUUGUGGCUUGCCUCUCCUCACAAUUCCGAGAUUAAAGAACAAUUAAAGGAGGCUAGAGGGAAAGCUAUUUUCUUGGGGGAGGCCGAAUGUAGCUUUUUCCAACAAAAAGCAAAAGCGACACACAUACUUGAAGCCGAUAGGGGAACGAGAUACUUCCAUGCCAUUGUCAAGAGGAAUGCGUCCCGGAAUGCCAUAACAUCCAUCACUUUGGAAGAUGGCACUUUUACUAAUUCCGUUAAUCAAGUGGGGAACGAAUUUGUAAAAUUUUUUAUUGAUUUAUUUGGUACUAGAAUGAAUAACCUUUCCAUUGACCACUCGGUCCUAGGAACCGGCCCUUUGAUUGAACCAAGUGUUCAUGAUAGCCUAUUAUCGCCAAUAACUAACGAGGAAAUUAAAGAUGCCUUGUUUGAUAUUGGAGAUGAUAAGGCACCGGGGCCGGAUGGUUAUUCAUCGGCUUUCUUUAAGAAGAAUUGGAAUGUGGUGGGGGAGGACGUUAUAAAGGCGACUAAAGAGUUCUUUAACUCGGGAAGAUUGCUUAAACAUAUUAACCAUACUGUUAUAGCACUCAUUCCUAAAACUAGUCACUCCCCCAAGGUCUCAGAUUUUAGACCUAUUUCAUGCACUAAUGUCCUCUAUAAAAUCAUAACGAAAAUUAUUGCUGCUAGAAUGUCCCCUACCCUCUCGGGUUUGAUCAACCAAGCACAAGGUGCUUUUGUUGAUGGCCGCCUUAUGUUCGACAACAUAUUCCUUGCCCAGGAACUUGUUAGAGGAUACAAUAGGAAGCGCAUCUCACCUCGUUGUAUGAUCAUGGUGGAUCUGCGCAAGGCAUACGAUACUAUCUCGUGGGACUUUCUAGCCGACGUGCUAAAGGGAUUGGGCUACCCUACACGCUUUGUUGGUUGGAUUAUGGAGUGUGUCUCCACUGCAUCCUUUUCUGUAUCUUUAAAUGGUGUGAUGCAUGGUUUCUUUAAAGGUAAAAGAGGUAUUAGGCAAGGGGAUCCAAUGUCCCCGUUACUCUUCGUUGUAUGCCUUGAGUAUUUCUCACGGCUGUUAACCAUUAGAGCCGAGACCUCACGUUUUAACUAUCAUCCUUUAUGUGCUUCUUUGGGCAUAACCCACUUGGCAUAUGCGGAUGAUCUAAUGCUCUUUUCUAGAGGGGACAAAUACUCAAUUGAGAUAUUAGUCAAUACUCUUAAAGAGUUUGGGGACGUUUCGGGCCUAAGGGUUAACCAUACUAAAUCCAAUAUUUUUGUAGGUGGGGUGCAUGGCUAUGAUCUUCAAAAUAUUCUUGACCUCGUUGAUUAUAGCCGAGGCGAAUUCCCGGUGAGAUACCUUGGAGUGCCACUUGCACCGCUCAAAGUCUCCGUAGCCCAGUAUUCGCCUCUUUUGGAAACGGUUUGUGACUUUCUCAAGGCUUGGAAUACUAAGACAAUCUCUUAUGCGGGCAAGAUUGAGCUUAUUCGUUCUGUGAUCCAAGGGAUCCAAUCCUUUUGGCUCCAAGUCUUCCCUGUCCCCCAAACUGUCUUAGAUAGAAUUGUUUCGAUUUGUCGUAGUUUUUUAUGGGGUGGUAAGAUUGCCAAGGUCGCUUGGGAUGACAUAUGCCUCCCUAAAGACGAAGGGGGACUUGGCAUUCAUAACGCUAAGAUAUGGAACCAUGCCCUCCUAGCUCGUACCCUUUGGGAUGUCCACAAGAAGAAGGAUACGUUAUGGGUAAGAUGGGUAAAUGGUGUUUACCUUAAGGGAAGAACCGUGUGGGACUUUGUCCCACACGCACGAGACUCACAGCUUAUGAAGCGGUUGAGUCUCAUUCGGGACAGGAUACGCGCAUGCUUCAAUAAUUAUAAUGACAUGAUUUUGGGCCUUAACUCGCGAGCCAAUAAUGGAAAAUUAGCCUCCGCUAAAAUUUAUGAGCUAUUAAGAGUUAAAGGGGAUGUUAAGACUCCUAUGUGUUUCAUAUGGAAAUCAUACAUCCCCCCAAAACUCUCAUUUAAUGUUUGGCUGGCACUGAGGAACCGGCUUCCUACCCAGGAUAGCCUCGGUUAUCUCCAUAUUGUGAACAGGUGUGAUUUAUGUAAGGGUGGUUUGGAGACAAUACCACACCUUUUUUUCCGUUGCCCCUUUACUUGUAGGGUAUGGCAGCAGGUCCGGAACUGGAUAGGCAUGAGACAUGACAUGACAACGUUAUUGAGUGCGAUUAAAUGGAUCACAAAGUCAAAUAGAGGCUCGACGCUGAAGGCUAAGGCAGCACGCACUGCCUUUGUGGCGAUGCACGAAAUGAGAUCAGAUUUGAAGACGCCAACAAGACGGAAGAAGCAGUUAUUGCGAAGAUUAAACAUGUGGUAUAUAAGAUCCUGUUCAACAUCUAUCCGCAUGAGCUGGUGAACUUUUGAUGGAGGUACAAAAUAUUUUUGGGCCACGGCAUAGUGUUAUAGUUUUUGUUGUGUGUGUGCUUCUUGCAGCACCCCUUUUUUGUUUGAUUUUUGGGCCGCGGCUUAUUAUUCGCAUAGGCUUCCUUGAUUUUUGUUGAUCAUAAAGCUUCUCUCAACCCUCUCCUAGACACAUGUUAUAGGACGGGGUAGGGGGAGGCUUUAAAUUUUUGUAACCUCUGUUUGGAUGGUAUAUAUAUUUACGGUUCAUCCAAAAAAAAAAAAAUCGAAAGAGCUCUCAGUCUGUCAAUCCUUGCUAUGUCUGGACCUGGUAAGUUUCCCCGUGUUGAGUCAAAUUAAGCCGCAGGCUCCACUCCUGGUGGUGCCCUUCCGUCAAUUCCUUUAAGUUUCAGCCUUGCGACCAUACUCCCCCCGGAACCCAAAGACUUUGAUUUCUCAUAAGGUGCCGACGGAGUCCUAAAAGCAACAUCCGCCGAUCCCUGGUCGGCAUCGUUUAUGGUUGAGACUAGGACGGUAUCUGAUCGUCUUCGAGCCCCCAACUUUCGUUCUUGAUUAAUGAAAACAUCCUUGGCAAAUGCUUUCGCAGUUGUUCGUCUUUCAUAAAUCCAAGAAUUUCACCUCUGACUAUGAAAUACGAAUGCCCCCGACUGUCCCUAUUAAUCAUUACUCCGAUCCCGAAGGCCAACGUAAUAGGAUCGAAAUCCUAUAAUGUUAUCCCAUGCUAAUGUAUACAGAGCGUAG
Molecule: messenger RNA, 5530 nt
Organism: Cuscuta epithymum
Lineage: Eukaryota; Viridiplantae; Streptophyta; Magnoliopsida; Solanales; Convolvulaceae
Source: the annotation of a GenBank genome assembly